Molecule: messenger RNA, 733 nt
Organism: Morus notabilis
Lineage: Eukaryota; Viridiplantae; Streptophyta; Magnoliopsida; Rosales; Moraceae
Product: protein GAST1-like
Exons: 4
Coding region: 97-459 (120 amino acids)
Source: RefSeq, a predicted model, not a curated record
UGUAUAUAUAGUCCUUACUACCUCGAUAGCCAUUCACAAUUUGUAUAGUUUCUUUUGAGUCAGUCUUUUUGUAGCAGUUUUCUUAUUUCUGAAAAUAUGAAAAUGGCAAAAGGGCUAAGCUUUUUGAUGUUCUCGUCCGUUGUGUUCUUUCUUCUGAUUGCAGAGAACCAUGCUAAUAAUAGCAUCUCUGAGGCACCAUCACCACAGCCUCAAUAUAAUAGUACAAGCGGUAGCCAUUACAUGCGGGGCAUCACUCAAGGCAGCCUUAAACCUGAGGAGUGUGGCCCUCGUUGUACAACAAGGUGUUCGAACACGCAAUACAGGAAGCCAUGCAUGUUCUUCUGCCAAAAGUGUUGUGCAAAAUGUUUGUGUGUGCCUCCCGGGACGUAUGGGAACAAGCAAGUCUGCCCUUGCUACAAUAACUGGAAGACCAAGAGAGGAGGCCCCAAGUGCCCUUGAAGAAUUAAUUUAACCUCCUCUUUAUAUCAUUAUUAUACAUUCAUGACUUUGUAUUAAUAAUAUUUUUAGUCGAUGGACGAGGGUGGAUGGCCGUCUUAUCUGAACUUUUUUUUUUAUUUUUCUUUUAGAGGACGUUUGGUUCAUAGAUUCAAAAUCAUUCUCAAUUUAUGUGUAUUUUUUGUGAAAAAAAAUACUGUAACGAACCACGAAUUAUGGCACGGAUCAUUACUCCAAACGCACCAUUAAUGUUGUAUAUGCUUAUAUAAAAUUUGUA